GUGCCCUCCGGAGCGCCGGGCAGCCGAGCGGACGAGCCGCGGGGAGCGCGGCUUUUGCAUGUGCGGCUGCUGGAUGCGGAGGCGGCGGCGGCGGCGGCGGCGACCGGGAGCAGCAGCGGCGGCGGCAGGAUGUUAGGGCAGCAGCAGCAGCAGCAGCAACUGUGCUCGUCGGCCGCGCUCCUGACCGGGGAGCGGAGCCGGCUGCUCACCUGCUACGUGCAGGACUACCUCGAGUGCGUGGAGUCGCUGCCGCACGACAUGCAGAGGAACGUGUCCGUGCUGCGGGAGCUGGACAACAAAUAUCAAGAAACAUUAAAGGAAAUUGAUGAUGUCUAUGAAAAAUAUAAGAAAGAAGAUGACUCAAACCAGAAAAAACGCCUACAGCAGCAUCUCCAGAGAGCUUUAAUCAAUAGUCAAGAAUUGGGAGAUGAAAAAAUUCAGAUUGUUACACAAAUGCUUGAGUUGGUGGAAAAUCGUGCGAGACAAAUGGAGUUACAUUCACAGUGUUUCCAAGAUCCUGCUGAAAAUGAACGAGCCUCAGAUAAAGCAAAGAUGGAUUCCAGUCAACCAGAAAGAUCCUCGAGAAGACCCCGCAGACAGCGAACCAGUGAGAGCCGCGAUUUAUGUCACAUGACAAAUGGGAUUGAAGACUGUGAUGAUCAGCCACCUAAAGAAAAGAAAUCCAAGUCAGCCAAGAAAAAGAAACGUUCCAAGGCCAAGCAAGAAAGGGAAGCUUCCCCUGUUGAGUUUGCAAUAGAUCCCAAUGAACCUACAUACUGUUUGUGCAACCAAGUGUCUUAUGGGGAAAUGAUAGGAUGUGACAAUGAACAGUGUCCAAUUGAGUGGUUUCACUUUUCAUGUGUUUCACUUACCUACAAACCAAAGGGGAAAUGGUAUUGUCCAAAGUGCAGGGGAGAUAAUGAGAAAACAAUGGACAAAAGUACUGAAAAAACAAAAAAAGAUAGAAGAUCGAGGUAGUGAAGGCCGUCCACAUUUUAAAGCGUUAUUUGUCUUUUAUAUAAUUCGUUUACUUUCAGAAAAUGUUUUAGGGUAAAUGCAUAAAGACUAUGCAAUAAUUUUUAAUCAUUAGUAUUAAUAGUGUAUUAAAAGUUGUUGUACUUUGUCUGUGACCUUAAUUUUCUGCACUGAAUUACCAAAUAUUUUAAACCAGGUAGUCUUCAGAUCACCUGAUGAGAGGAGCAGGGAACAGGGAGAGUGGGGGUGUGAACAUUAUAAAGACAUCACAAAAAACCAUGCCUAUUUCAUUUUCACUUAAAACUACAAUGCUGUUUUUGGGGAAAUAAACACAAAUUUUGCUAGCAUUUUAGUUCUAUGUGCUUCAAAAAAUUUAGAUAUUGUUGGAUUUCUCUCUAAGCAUCAGAUUAUCUUGGGUAAUUUAAAAUAUGAACACUAUAUGGUUUAGAGCUUCUUUUUCCCUAGCCCCAUCUAUUAUACACCUGUUCAUCUCUAGUCUUCCAGGAAUUUAUGGAACUAGAGAUAAGAAUAAUUUGGGAUUCCAUGUGGAAUAAUGUGCUCUUAUUAGAGUAUUUGCUGCUGUAUUUUCCUUAGUAGCAUUUUGAUACACUGUCAGUAGUCCAUUUGUAAAUGCCUUGCUGCUUCUUCACAGAUAAAAUUAAUCUAGUGCUUAAUAAGGGAUUUGUUUUGGUUUUGUUUUAAUUGGGACAGGUAACUAGUUAGGACACCAGAAAUGCUGCCAUUGGAUUGUAUUGGCAAAAUUUGGGUUAUGUAGAAUCAUGGCUCAAGGUUGAGCAAUUGAAAAAACACAUCUUAGUAUUUUUCCAUGUGACCCACCACUGGGAUGCUUAGCCAGAGGCCUAUCAGUGGGAAAAGGGCAUAUACUAGUCUUAUAAAUAUUGCCUUUAUAUCAAACAGUUGUUUUAGAUGUUUUUGCUAGUGGCAAUAGUCAGUUCAUUUCAGUCUCAAUCAGUGAUUAUAUAUUAUUUUAAAUAAUAGUGUAUUUACCUUCUUAACUUUCUAGUAUUGGUGCUGUUUGAUGUUUUCCUGUUUGAUGAGCUAAUUUCAUUAUAAUAAUGCAAUUAAUAAUGUAUUUGUAAAUUGAAUUUUCCAAGAUUCUGAUAUUUUAAGGAUAAGCAUCUGAUGGAUACGUGUCCACAUGUUUGAAGAAAAGUUUGGUUUUGGGGGGCAGCAGAUUGACUAGUCCUUUAAAUCUUUGUGUAACAUACUUUUUUAUUCAUUUCUUCCUAAUCUGAUGAUCUUGAUUCUUUUUGAUUAACAUGUGAAAAAUCCUGUCUGCUUGUUUGGAAAAAAAAAAAAUUGUUUUUUUUCUCUUCUCA
This is a messenger RNA of Lepus europaeus (European hare), 2315 nucleotides long. RefSeq names its product inhibitor of growth family member 2 (gene ING2). Gene Ontology annotation, biological process: positive regulation of DNA-templated transcription. The record is from RefSeq and is a predicted model, not a curated record. The coding region runs from base 130 to 978 and encodes 282 amino acids. Gene Ontology annotation, cellular component: nucleus. Lineage: Eukaryota; Metazoa; Chordata; Mammalia; Lagomorpha; Leporidae. The transcript has 2 exons.